This is a messenger RNA of Pogona vitticeps (central bearded dragon), 7268 nucleotides long. RefSeq names its product stonin 2 (gene STON2). Gene Ontology annotation, biological process: regulation of endocytosis; endocytosis. The record is from RefSeq and is a predicted model, not a curated record. NCBI's taxonomy places the organism in Eukaryota, Metazoa, Chordata, Lepidosauria, Squamata, Agamidae.
UGCGCGUGAAGAGGCUGGAGGGCGAGUGGCUCCUUCGGAUGCUUCUGCCUCGGCUGCUCAAAUUUCCUGCCGUUCCUAACGGAGUUUCAGGGCUUGCUUCCUUCCUUGCCACUACUGGCAGCGCCCGCUUGCUUUGAGGUCGCGCGCGCGAGAGGCUCAGGUGGUCCUUCCCAGAUUCAGAUGACCGCAAGAAUUUUGCAGCCCAUUGAGCUGCCUGCCCAUUGCUGAUCGCACUGUCUGUUGGGGGUUUGAAGAUGAAUGAUUGUCAACAGCAAGCAUGACCUCGCUGGCCAAUUUCAUUACUUCCCAGCAGUCCGAGUGGGUGUCGUUUGAUGAUGGGCUGCAUUUAUCUACCAUCUCCCAAGACCACCCUGGGGAACCACUUGAGAGAUUUCUUUCCUCCUCUGAAACCUCCUCUGAAGGCCUGCAGAACCUGGAUGCAGAAUUUCAGACAUCUGAGCAAGCCGGUGUGGGAGAUGCUAUGGACAAAGCAGCUACAGAACCUGCACCUGUGACUUUGCUUGAAAACCAUCUGUCUCCAAAGUCUGAUUUAUCUUCACCCUUCAGCACAUGGGUCCAGUUUGAAGAUACCCCGUGGACCAGCACUUCACCUGAGCACACACUGGCAGCCUCUUCUCCAAGAAAAUUUUGUUGGACCUGUCCCUCCUUUGGAUCUUCUGAGAAACGGCCACUCACCUCAGACAGCAGUUGGACAACGACUUCAGAGAACACCAGCAGCCCAAGUAUCACCCCUUCCUAUACUGACCUUCGGUCCAUAAAUACUGAAGACCUGACCAGUGGAAGAGCAUCUGUAGCAGACUCAACUGACAACUCCUCAUCUCUUCUGGAAGAUGAAGAGCUAGGUAUGGAGGCCACCAGCUGGCAGCCAAAGAGCCCAUCGAUUAAUGGCCACAGUGAAACUCCAACAACAUCUCGUUUCCCCAGAUGGGUGACUUUUGAUGACAAUGAAGUCAGUUGUAUUUCUCCACUAGCUUUAUCCCCUGUGAAACCAGACCCCCCAACACACAUAACAACUCCUCCUCCACCACCACCCACAACAACAACAGCAGCAGCACAGAUCAUCGAUGUAAACUCUAGUACUCUCUCUUCAUCCUUUAAAAAAAGGGAUCGCCCCAAAAGCGCACUGAGUGACCUCUCUAAGGUUCAGAAACUAGACCUUUCCUCAAUAACCAGGCUGCCUUCUGCGAGCGGGACACCCCCUUGGAGUGCUACAAAUCCUUUCCUUGAUGAAUCUCUGAGAGAUGUUCAACCUUCCCCUAUUAAUCCAUUCAGUUCUUUCUUUGAAGAACGAGACAGACGCUCCCAAACCUCCUCUGCCUCUGGUGCCCCUGGGAGAAAGCAGCGAGAUUCUCUCAUUAUUCUCCAUCAGGAGUGUGACAGCAUCAGUUUCUUUGAGGCAAAUAAACAUCUCAGGCACAGAGAUGCAGUAGAGCAACUCAAGCAGCUCCAGAUUGGAGACCCAGAUCAUUUGAGCACUCCUGUCCUACCCGAUGAUGACCCCACCAUGCCAACUGAAUUGGACAGUACCUUCUCCAGUCUGGGACCACAUCAGCGAAAAGAUGGCUGGCUGAUGAUGCUGAGGAUACCAGAAAAAAAGAAUAUAAUGUCCUCUAGACACUGGGGCCCUAUAUAUGUUAAACUGACUGAGAGUGGGAACUUGCAGCUCUUUUACGAGAAGGGACUGGAGAAGCCUUUCAGGGAAUUCAAGCUUGAAAUCAACCAUGAGAUAUCAGAGCCCAAGCUUCAGAACUAUGAUGAGAAUGGAAGGAUACACAGUGUGAGGAUAGACCGCACCACCUACAAGGAGAAAAAGAAGUACCAGCCAAAGCCAGCUGUCUCUCACACAGCAGAGAGGGAACAGGUAAUUAAACUAGGCACCACUAAUUAUGAAGACUUCCUCAGCUUCAUCAAGGCAGUCCAGGAUGCACUGAUGGAUUUGCACGCUUCUUCUACGGACCUGAGCAUGGUGGGGUUAAAUUACCAAGAGGAGGAAAUCACUGUGGACGUAAAAGAUGAGUUCUAUGGCAUCUUGGCCAAAGGGGAUAACAGGAUUUUGCAGCAAAAUGUGUUGACGCAUGUGCAUGUUCUCACUUUCCUUUCUGGCUUGGCAGAAUGCAGGCUGGGCCUCAAUGACAUCCUGGUCAAAGGGAAUGAAAUUGUCUCACGGCAGGACAUCAUACCCACCACCACCACCAAGUGGAUUAAACUGCACAAUUGCCAUUUCCAUUCAUGUGUGGAUGAGGAGGCAUUUGCCACUGGCCGCAUCAUUCUCUUUAAUCCCUUGGAUGCCUGCCGGUUCGAACUGAUGCGUUUUAGUACUGUGUUUUCCGAAAAGACAUUGCCCUUUACUUUGAGGGUGGCAGCUAACAUCAAUGGUGCUGAGGUGGAACUUCAGAGCUGGCUCAUGAUGUCACAAGGGUUCUCCUCCAACAGAGAUCCUUUAACUCAGGUCCCCUGUGAAAAUGUGAUGAUCCGCUACCCAGUGCCUCAGGAAUGGGUGAAAAAUUUCCGCCGGGAUAGUGUUCUCGGGGAAAAAUCCUUGAAAGCAAAGGUGAACAGAAGUGCUAGCUUUGGAUCCACCAGCAUUUCUGGUUCUGAGCCAGUAAUGAGAGUAACACUAGGAACGGCCAAAUACGAACAUGCCUUCAAUUCCAUUGUAUGGAGGAUAAAUCGACUGCCUGAUAAAAACUCUGCUUCAGGUCAUCCUCACUGCUUCUUCUGCCAUCUGGAGCUUGGGUCAGACCGGGAAGUGCCUUCCAGUUUUGUCCACUAUGUGGAUGUGGAGUUUGACAUGCCAACCACCUCAGCUUCCAAAGCCACCGUUCGGUCUAUUUCUGUGGAAGGCAAGACAGAUGUCAGGAAGUGGGUCAACUAUUCAGCACACUACAGUUACAAGGUGGAAAUAGAGAAGAAAAAGAGUUUGAAUCGAGAUAUGAUGGGAGGCGACACUGAUAACCCUGAGGACUGUGCUGUGCAGUGAAGGAGAAGUCUACCUGCAAUUGGAACAAUAAACACACCAGGAAUUGUAGAAGCAGAAAUACAGCAUCUUGCUCCUAUGUUUAGAGGAGCCAUAAAGUCUGGAGGGCCAUACAGUUUCCUUGCCCUCUAUGACCUUAUAUAGAGAGGAACCUCAUCUGAGAUUUGUUUACAACAGCCUGGGAGAGCAUUACGUACAUAGGCUUAUAAUGUGUUCGACCCUGCCUUCGUUCCUAAUUUUGAUUUUCUUGCAGUGAAAUAAUGGCAUUUUGAUAGCUACAGCUUAAAAAAACAUGUAGCCAAUUUUGUCAACAUGUGUUCCUUCUUUGCACUCGACACUUCCUAAAAACUGGGAAUUCAGUCUUCAGAAGAGCUUUUCUAAGUCAUCUAGACAAUGGUGAUGGAGAUGGAGGUAGCGUAGAAUCUCUUUCUUGUUGUAUUUGCAUCCUGCAGGUAAAGGCAGAAACGGCCUUUCCCUCUCAACCCAUGUAAACGUAGAGUGGUUUAGGUUCUGUCUAUGGAGCCAGAGGUUAGGAGUUUGAUUCCCACUGUGCCUCCUUGACAGGGGCUGGACCUGAUGAUACAGAGGGUCUUUUCCAGCUCUGCAGUUCUAAGAUAAUGAUGAUGCAAUCACUGGAAAUUCCAGUAGGUGAAGGGCAAAUAGUUUGACAUUUCUGUCUGCUGUUAUUAAGAAAGAACAUUUAAAUAUUGCACUUCUUCCUUGCGUUUUAGUCACCAGAAGAGUUCCUUUGUUCAUUUAGUCUGAGGCUGGGUCCAGGGUAAUUCUUUAAACUUGAUGCAUUCAUAGCUGCCAGUAGAAGGGCAAGGACUUCUGCCUUGUGAUUCCUGCUUGGGAAAAUACCUGGAAGAAAUAGAAUUAAUUCAGACUUUUGCAUGACCCUUAAGAGCACUGGAUACAAUUGGUUAACCAGUCAGUGUUUAAUUAGCCAGUCAAUGCUUCUUUGACAGACUACAGCUUAUGUAGAUGGGCAUGAUGGAAAGAAGACAUACCACUGAAUUUCUUAGAUGGUGACAGUGCUGCUUUCAUGUUUUGUCCCAGUACUAUAUCUUCAUUUACAAAAUCAGCAGUGUAACAUAUGUAUGAGCUAGCAGUAGCAGGUGUUAUUACUUUAUAAUAUGCAAGCAUAAUAUACUGGCUUUGCUGUCAGGCCUCUUGGAUUUAUGUUUCCAUAAUAUGUUUCACACAGGUGCAGAAAUUAACAUCCAAAGACUCUUGGCUUUGGGGCAUCAGAGUAUUUAAAAUCCAGAGUGUUCUAACUCAUAUGGUCUGAAUACCUGAACAGGAUGUUUAGUGCUCUGAUUACCUUCCUAUAGACGAAAGAAAUGAAGUAUUGUACUUUGCAUAGUAUAUUCAGUCUAUUCAGAAUUUGUCUACAAUUAUUUAUCCUAUCCCAACCAAUCCCUGCUUCAGGUAAGUUAUUAAAGCCAAUCUUCACUUACCUUGGCAUGUUGUGGGAUUUUUCCUAAAUUAAAAAAAAAACACCACUGUGCACUGUGAGAAGGUGGGCAGUGGGAAACGUGGAUGGUAACCAUAGUCCAGACAGGAGAGUUUAAUCACAUUUAUACAUGCAUACUCCCACUGCAUGUUGUAAUUCUUAUGAGAAUUGGCUCACCAAGCUGUUGUUUUAUGUCAGGUAGAUGUCAUUGAUCAUAGUCAAUUCCUGAGGUGAAUAAUGUGUGGAUCAGAACUUCUAAGGGCAGCCAUCUUUUAUGACAACAGUGAUUGUGGGAGGGGUGCUAUGUUAUGACAUAGUCUCAUUUGGACAUUCUGUAGGACAGAAGUACUUGAUGGUUUGCUAGUAGGCUUUCUAUCCAGGAUUUUCGUCUUCUGUAUAUAGAACAAGAAUUGUAGGAAACACUCUGCCACUUUGUUGUAUAGGCUUAUCCCCAUCCGACCCCGUAAAGAUAUUUAGUACCUUUUCAAUGGCAUUAAGAAAAAUGAGGCAGCCUCCUCAGGUAGCAAAUACUGGGUUACAUGAAAGGGUAAGAUUUGGUUGUUAAAUUUGUUAUUAUAUUUUUACUGCAAGGCAUGAGGAGUUGUAUUUAUGGAAUCUUGCCUCACAUGCCAGAUAACUUCACGUGCUUUGAUAUUAUGCAUCUUGGUAUAGGUAAGUGCAGGAGUGCCAUCUUCUGUUCUUCUACAAGGAGUCAUAGUGUCAUGGUCCAUCUGUGUUCAUCACCACCACCACAAAAAUGUCAGAACUCUCCUUGCUUCUAGUGCACCACUUUUACCAUGAAGCUGGAAAGGGGACAUUUUGAUAUUUAAGUUAAAUUUUUUUGCCUGUCUCUAGUAUAACUCACUGAGCCAUUGCACAAAGAAUAUUGCAAACUUUUAUAUCACACCGUCCUUGCAUAGAGUUUGGAAAAGUUGAUGUUUUGGAAAGUCAGACUUGGCCUUGUAGUCCAAAAAGAUAUUUCCCAAGCUCUCCUCUUAACAGAUAAGGUCCAAAUGAGUGCAUGGAAUGCUUCCUUAAGAAAAACUGACAAUAGCUAUCAACCUUGUGGUGAGGAAGCCAGUAAUUGUUCCUCUCGGUGGUUCAGAAAGGGGCAGGAAGUAUCAGUCUUCGUGCUCCUUCUGAACCACUGAGAGGAACAAUCACCAGUUUUGAAGGGACAUUUAUAUGUGCUGCUUGCUCAGAAGGAGGUGUUCCUUCUACAGCAUCUGUUUGAGGACAAAUGGGAAAUACAUUUGCAUGUUGGUUCUGUCUAGAUUGGUAUGAAGCCUUUCCAGUGCAGUAACUUUGCACAGCUGGUGAACAGCCAUCAAGUAUUCCAGUGUUGUCUUAAUAUACAUCGGCAGCCAUGGCUUCAUUUAAAAUCUUGACCCCCUAAAGGUCUUCAGAAUUGAAUGAAUCACAGACUUUACUGUUGUACAGCAGUAUUUGAAAACACUUUGCUGGAUGCCCUGUUGCGUGGACUCGAUAGAUUUAUAAUAUAUUCAGGCCAUGUUUCAGCUGAUCUUAAGAUAUUUUAAUUGGAUGGAGGGGAUGGACAUUUGAGAAAGUUACCUUUUAGUCAUAUGGGCCAGAAAUUCUAUUGUGAAAUACUGCAUUGUAUGAAAGGGCAGUCAUGCAAGCAGGUUGCACAUUUUGCCAGCUACCGGUCAAGUGCCUAGGUGCUCAGCUAGUUGUGCAACCCAGGCAUGAUCAAGCAUGCAAUGGGCAGUUGGCUUGUGCAAUUUAUAGUUAACUGUGUGCUAUACUAACAAGAUUCUGGCCACUUAGCCCAAGUUAUUAGGGUCUCAAAAGUUAAAAAAAAAAAACAGCACUUUUUCAACUGUACCGAAAUGGCUAUUUUCAUACACUAAUGGUUCAGGUUCAAUGUUUUUCAAGCAAACAGCCACAUUCAGGAGAUAUUCUCCUAUAUAAUGCACUGCCGUUCUUAAGAUUUGAAGAGCUCAAGUGUUAGUUAGCAGGAAAAGAUAUAAACAUUAGCAUUGGUAGGCCAAGAAGCAUCUUGUUUUGAAUGAACAGACGACAAGCCUGUACUCUUGACAAAGAGAGUUUUAAAGGAGUAUCAGUGUUGCAGAAGUGUACCACUUUGAUACCAUUUUAACUCUCGUGGCUUCAUUCUAAAGGAUCCUGUGAUGUUUAAUUUGGCAAGACACUGUUAGAGAGCUCUAGUACAUCCCCAUGCACUACAGCACUAAAGCUCUGUCUCACAGAGAAUUCUAAAAGCUGCACCACAGUCCUAGAUUCCUCUAGCAAACUGCAAGCUGGGUAGACUAUGUACACAUUCCUUCUGUGGACUAACCUUCAAGAGUCAUGUUCACGUCCAGUCCAGUGUUCCAUGGAGUUACAGGCUGUUAAAUAGGAUGUUUUUUUCCCCUACUUGCAGACAAAAGCAUUGAAUGAUUUUGCUAGCUGGGCAGGAAUGGGUGGAAUCCUCAAUCUGUUGUGGGAAUAACUCUUUGUCUUUAUGCUCUUUCUCUUAAAGCAGCCUUAAAGGCCUUGUCAUGAUAAAUAAAAAGGGCUUCUGUUGCUUCCUGCCUGUUUUUCACUGCCUCCAUAAAAAGAAAUAUUUCAUAUUCUGUUGCACUACUGUGACUGAGUGUUUUUUUUACCUAUUUUGUAACAGGUUUCUAUCUUUUGAUGUUGUACUAUGAAAGAGUCUGUACACUGGCUGAUUCUUUAUAUAUUUUAUUGUGAACCCCUCCCCGGCUGCUGGCAAAUUCUCAGAGAUAUGCCAUUUUGCAUUUAAUUAUGGGAGGAACUUUGAAUAAAUGCAGAUGAAAUCCUACAUUCACAGAA